UUCUAUAUAUAUAACGAACGUGAAGCACUUGUGGAAGACGUCAUAUCCAACCGCCGCUCGAGGACAAGUGACGUCACCAACACCGCGACGCUCCUUACCGACUCCGGACCGCCGAGCAAGCAAAAGGUGAAAACGCAACAAGAACGACCACCAGCAGUGGGACGGCCGGCGCCAUGCUGACCCUGGGGAGUCUCCACAUCCUGCGGCUUCCGGUCAGAGCGUGGUGCGGCUGUGCCUUGGCCAGAAAGCCUCCUCUUCCUCCUCUUCCUGUUGUUCCUCCUCCCGCCUACUGCUCUUCAACUCUCCGCCACGUGUCGUCAGGGGGCGCGGAUCCCGGUUGGUACGAACAGGCGGCGCUCUCUGCCCCCGUGCGCCUGGCUGAGGACGUCCUGAUCCAGGUCCAGCAGACCAGCGGUCUUCCCUGGUGGCUCAGCAUCGCCUUCAGCACCCUGACCAUCAGGACGCUGGUCACCCUCCCUCUUGCCGCCUACCAGAUGCGCGUGCUCGCCAAGGUGGAGGCCCUGCAGACGGAAAUUGCGACGCUGGCCGAGAGACUGCGGUACCAAGUGUCAUUGAGGGCCAGCGAGCGAGGUUGGACGGACAAGCAGAGUCGUUUCCAGUUCCGGAAGAAUCUGCGGCGUUUGGCGUCGCAGCUGUACGUGAGGGACAACUGCCACCCUUUCAAGGCGUCGCUGCUAGUUUGGGUCCAGCUGCCGCUUUGGAUCGGCCUGUCGCUCGCCCUCAGGAAUCUCUGCGCGCCGCACUCGUUGCUCCACGCCUCUUUGGCCACAGGGGGCACGCUGUGGUUCCCCGACCUGACGUCACCUGACUCCACGUGGCUUCUGCCGCUUGCCCUUGGACUGACCAAUCUGUUCAUCGUGGAGCUGUUUUCCCUCCAGAGGUCCAACGUGUCGUCUGUCCACAAGGCGGUGACAAACGCCUUGCGAAUGUUGUCCCUGUUGAUGAUCCCCAUCGCCGCCGGCGUCCCAUCGGCAUCUUUUUCCAUCCCUCCAGGCGAUGGCGCUCUACUGGUGGUGCUCCAGCUUGGUGGGCUUCAGUCACAAUCUUCUGCUUCGCGCUCCCGCUCUUCGCCAGAUCCUCAGACUUCCCACGCGGCCUUCCGACACGCCCUACAAAGACCUGAUGGACGCCGUCGUCAGGAAGUUCCGCAAGUAAACGGGAAGUUAUUGGCGGCUGUGCGGGAAGUGGCGCCCAAGCCCACCGCCGGGUCUGGGUCCAACUGAAACACAAAGAAAGUAAUUGGAAGAUGAGGAGAAAGCCAGAGGGGUAGCUAUUUCAGCAAAAAGGAUGCGACCCCAAACGGCACACUUGAAGCUGACUCACGUCUCUGACUGGCCGACGACCACAGACAAAGAUGCUCCUUGGGACACGCCGUCGUCACUGGUCCCGGAAUGGUCCCAAGUCCAGAUCACAGACAAAAUUCAAAUGUCUAUACAGUGGAGCCUCGGUUUUCGACCACAAUCCGUUCCAGAAGGCUGUUCGAGAAGUGAAUCGUUCGAAUUCCAAAUCGUGUUUUCCCAUUACAAAUAAAGGAAAGAAAUUUAAUCCGUUCCAAAAAAAACCCGCCUUUUUCAAGCAUUUUUUUCAUUUGCGCAUUUUUGUCAAAGGCAAAUCUGAUGCAGGACGAAUAUAAGGCAAAUAUGUUCUUAACCUUUUUUUUAAGGCAAAUAUGUUCUUAGCCUUUUUUUUUCCCCUUUUCUUCUUAGCUUACAGAAAACUUUCACUGCGGGGAAUGGCUUUUAGUACGAGGAUAUUUCUGUAAUUAUGUUUGUAGCGUGCUCAUUGAUGAACUUCCUUGUUUUAUGAUCAUAUUUUUCAAUUACAUCUGACGUGCAAAAGGUUCACCGCAACCUAAAUACCUGA
This is a messenger RNA of Syngnathus typhle (broad-nosed pipefish), 1884 nucleotides long. Its product is annotated as cytochrome c oxidase assembly protein COX18, mitochondrial-like. Gene Ontology annotation, cellular component: mitochondrial inner membrane. Gene Ontology annotation, molecular function: membrane insertase activity. The record is from RefSeq and is a predicted model, not a curated record. Gene Ontology annotation, biological process: mitochondrial respiratory chain complex IV assembly; protein insertion into mitochondrial inner membrane from matrix. Lineage: Eukaryota; Metazoa; Chordata; Actinopteri; Syngnathiformes; Syngnathidae. The transcript is spliced from 7 exons. Bases 174 to 1244 code for a protein of 356 amino acids.